AUGGAGGCUUGGCAUGGCUCGGACAAGUUAAUUACCCCUUAUACUAGAGGAACAUUGGUAAAGGAAGAGAGUGCAUCUUCUUUGAGCCAUCAGUUUCACCUGCUUGAAACUAAACCAAAUGGUAACCAACAUAUUUGUCAAGACUCUCCUGUUAAAGAAGAGUACGCCAUUUGUAUGGAAUUAACCACAUCCCUAAUUCUAAUGGAUGAAUUCAAAACAUUUUUGAAAUCUGCUGGCUGCAAACUUGUAGUGGUUGAAUUUUCAGCAAAAUGGUGUGAUGCCUGCAAAAAGAUUUGUCCUCUUGUUCAUGCAAUGUCUCUGCAAUACCAAAAUGUAAUGUUUGCUAGCGUGGAUGUGGACAAUUCUUGGGAACUGGCCCAAACUUACCACAUCAGAGCAAUACCCACAUUUCAGAUGUUCAAGCAAGCCCAACAGAUUUUUGAAUUUUGUGGAGCUGAUGCUAAAAAAUUGGAAGUGAAGAUUCAAGAACUAAUGUAA
Messenger RNA from Rhinolophus ferrumequinum (greater horseshoe bat), 498 nucleotides. Its product is annotated as thioredoxin domain-containing protein 8-like. The transcript has 5 exons. Bases 1 to 498 code for a protein of 165 amino acids. The record is from RefSeq and is a predicted model, not a curated record. Lineage: Eukaryota; Metazoa; Chordata; Mammalia; Chiroptera; Rhinolophidae.